Molecule: messenger RNA, 6796 nt
Organism: Malurus melanocephalus (red-backed fairy wren)
Lineage: Eukaryota; Metazoa; Chordata; Aves; Passeriformes; Maluridae
Exons: 32
Coding region: 216-6476 (2086 amino acids)
Biological process (GO): muscle cell development; actin cytoskeleton organization
Cellular component (GO): plasma membrane; Z disc; cortical actin cytoskeleton
Molecular function (GO): phospholipid binding; actin filament binding
Source: RefSeq, a predicted model, not a curated record
CGGCCGCCCGCGUUUCGCCGCUCCGGCCAUGGUUGCUGGGCCGCCCCCCGCCCCGCUGUCCCCCGCCGCGGGGCCGCCCCGCCRCUGAGCGCCCCCGUCCGCCCCGGGGAAGGAGCCGGCGCCGCCCGGGCCGUCUCCAUCACCCGCUGUCCCGGGCGGCGGGGGCCCCGCACCGCCGCUUCACCCCACUGCAGGCGGCAGCGAGGAGGGUGAGGAUGUCGGGCAGCACGGCGAGGAAGGUGCAGCCCUUCACCAUCAGCACCAGGCUCUCGCUGCCCAAGUGUGCCGCCGACUUCCCCGGAGACGCCUGCCCCGGCAUCGCCCUCGCCUCCGCGCUGGACAGCCACCGCGGCCUCCGGCGCASCAUCAACGAGCGCAUCUCCCUCUACCUGGCCCACGCCCGGGCCGGCCCCGCCGCCCCCGCGGGACAGCCCCGCAGCUCCAGUCCCGGUGACGAGGGGGGCACCGACGAGGACCGGCUGAACCGCAACUCCCUAGCCCGCUCCAUUAAGAAGAUMACGCUGUCCAACUGGUACGGGGACGCUGGCACGGGGGACGCAGGGGGACCCGGGGAUCCUGCCCGGGCCGGCGGCGAGAGGAACCACAACAACAACAACAGCAGGACAGGGAAAACUCAGUAUAAGGUCUUCCUCAGGAAGCUCGUGGAUGUGGAGGACAAGCAGCAGGAGCCUGGGAAUCUUCAGGCCAGUGUUUUCUGCUCUCCUGUGGACAGAUGUUCUCCCUUCUAUGCGCUGGCAGGAUCCCCCAUGUCAUCACCCCAGAAAGAGAGCCCUAAGGGCAAGGAAUCUGCUGCAGCACCAAGACACAGUGGGCGAAGCGGCGUGGGAACAGCCCUUAUCCCCGACCUGAGUCCUCUGAUAGCCCAGUUCAACCGGGAGAUGCUGCAGGCGGAGGGCUGGGUGCGGGGCAAGCUGCGGGACCUGAAGGAUGGCUGUGACCUCCAGGACUGGGAGGAGGUGGCUCAGACCUUGCAGCGGGACAUGAAGGAUUUUGAGAACACGCUGAUAAAGCUCAGUCAGAUGGGUGAGCAGCUGAUGUGGAGGGCAAGCCCCAGUGCUGAGGCAGUGCGGAGACAGCUGCUGGCCCUGCAGGAGCAGUGGCAGCUCCUGAAGCAAACAGCUGCCAGCCAGAGCAAAGCCCUGGGGGGACUGCGGAGCCUGCAGGACUUUAACAGGAAAGCCGAGCGACUGGAGGCGUGGAUCAAGCACAAGGAGGAGAAGCCCUCUCUGGCAGCCCUCCUGCAGGAAAACCCAGACAAGAUCCAGCUCACCCGCCGCAUCCUUGACUUGAAGCAGGAGGAGCAGCAGUUCCAGAGUCUGCACAAGGAGCUGAACAGCCUGGCCCAGAAGCUGGAGAAACAAGGCAAAAGUGAGAGCAGGAACAUAUCAGCCCGGCGCAAGCACCUCAACAAAACGUGGCUGCGGCUGCAGGGGACCCUGAAGGAGCACCACGAGGCUCUGCAGCUGGCCCUGGAGGUGGCCUCCUUCUUCCAGCAGGCGGACAUCCUGCUUGGGGCCAUCCAUGCAAAGCAGAGCAGCAUGUGCCGUGCAGGGAAGCCAGGGGACAGUGAGCUGUGCCAGGAUCGGGAUGUCAGGGACAUGGCCAGCCAGGUGAUGAUGCUGGAUGUGACGGUGUCCCAACUCCUAAACCUGCAGCCCAGCCUGGCAGCCCGAGUCACCUCAAAGCACCGCGACGUAAAGGAGAGCUGGGCACAGCUCCAGCAGGCACUGAGGACAGAGAAGGCUCCAACACGGGCAAGCAGUUCCCCGAGGGGCAAAGCUUCGGCUCCAAAUGUUGAGCCCCGAGGAGAUGAUAGCAGUCAUGGGGCUGUGGGGAAGGAAACAGCAGCCAAACGGGCAAGAGGACUUGGGAACGUGAUGCCAAAAGAUGUGCUGGAGGAGAUGGCAGAGCACAAGAAAGGAGAGCAGAGCAGUUCUGGCUCACCAGCUGGGGGACAACCCCAUCGUGGAGGGGACAACAAAAGGACGAGAGAGGCAGAGGCUGAGUGGGGGAUGCGGCAGCUGGAGUCCCAAGUGCAGGACGUCUCCCAGGUGGUGAAUGCGGCUCUGUCCCCGUACAAGGACAGUGUGGGUACAAGAGUCCCCUCACGACCAGUGGARAGCCUGGAGACAGCACGGAUGCAGCAAGAGCCCCUGGCCCCCAACUCCAGUGGCAGGACUGUGCUCCUGGAGGGGCCAGUGCGAGGGAGACCUCCGGAGAGUCUUCAGGUGGAAGCCAUGCUGCGGGAACUGGGGGAGUUGUGGGAGGACCUGCAGAGGAAGCACCAGGAGAACGGCGUAGUGCUGCGAGAAAUCGAUAAGGCACUGAGGCUGGUGGGGGAGCUGGACCAGGCUGAGCGGUGGCUGCAAGAUGUGGCUGGGUCACUCCUGGAACCAGCUGCCAUGAGAAGCCCAGCAGAGCUGCGCCAGGACCUGGAAGAGAUGGGCCGGCUGGAGAAGCAGCUCCUGCUGUGUGGCCUCAAGCUGCAGGCACUGCGGGAGGAAGCAGCAGGCGAGUCRCCCCCUGACCACGAGGGUGCAAGGAAGAUGCAGAAGAAAGUGGAGAUGGUGGAGGAGAAGUUGGCRCACGUGCAGGCAGCCCUGCGGCACCGGGCAGCAGAUCUGCGGGACUCCCUGGUGCUGUCUGAGUUCCUGCAGGACCUGCAAGAGGAGGAGGCACGGAGCCAGCAGGGAUCUGCAGCGCCAGGGAGCGGGUGUUGCGGCUCGCAGGGGACUUUUCCCCUGCUCUCAGCCCAGGCUGAGCAGUCUCCGAGCAGUGAGGACAUGAGCCGCCCCUUGGGAGAGCUGCAGGAGGCCGUGGAGAUGCUGAACGACGCAGCGAAGGAGCGGGAGCGCGUCAUGGAGGUGGCAGCAGAGACGGAGAGCCUGGAGCGUCUGGUGGCAGAGGUAUCCCCGCAGCUGGAGGCCCUUCAGUGCAGAGCCAAGGCACUGGCUCAAGACAUUGCCCAAGCAGAGAACAGCUUCACCACGGUGAAGAGUGAGAAGGACCUCCAGGGGCUGCAGGGCUUGCUGAGCCGCCAACAGGAGAUGGAGCAUGCAGUGUCGCAGACCCUGCAAAGGGAGCUGGAGGAGCUGGAGAGGGCAGCUGCCCACUUGCAAGAGCUGUGCCCCKCUCGGCAGUGCCCCGUCAGCCGGGAGGUGCAGGAGGCAUUGUGGGCCUGGGCAGAGCUGCAGGAGCUGCUGCGGGACACCCGGCUCCGUGUGCAGCAGGCUGGCCGGCUGCGGCACUUCUUCAAGGACUAUUUGGCCAUGAUCUCCUGGACAGAGGACACACGGGCUCAGAUCUUCUCUGAAAGCCCAAGCAGCUCCAGCCUCUUGGAGACUCCAUGUGAGGAAGUGGAGAGGAGGAUUGAAGAGAAGCUCAAGGAGUUUGAGGCACUGGCAGCAGCGGGGCAGCAGCUGGUGUCUGAGGAGCACUACCUGAGUGCAACAAUAAAGGAGCGAUUGGAAGAGCUGCARAGCAUGCUGGGCUGGGUGCUGGUGCGCUGGCGAGCACAGAGGCACCAGCAGGAUCUGGGGAGCAGACAGCAGGACAGGMCGGACCCUGAGAGUUCUUCAAGCACGUCCCCCACGGGUCAAGAGCAGCAUGCUUUGUGUGCUCCACCCCACUUGGAAAACAUCCAYAGCCCAGUGAAGUUCAUACCCUGCUCCCUCCUCGAGCCUGUGCAAAAAUUGGAGCCACAGCUUCCAGGGAAAACAGCCAUUUCCCCACUGGCAUCACCCGUCUCAGAUGCUCCAUCAGGAGUGGAGCAGAGCUGGAGGGAGCCCAGCAGCAAAACAUCCCACAGUGCAGAAUCCCCAAAGGAGGCUGCCACCUGGGAUCCUGCCGAGACCUCCACACUGCUGCUGCCACCACAGGGCCCCUGCGGUCUGGGGGGGACAGUCAACCUCAUCCUCAGCAUUGGCAGAAAGGGCGACAAGAAGAAGGCACAGCCAGCGGUUGGCAGCGAGCGGCCAAGGGAGGAGGCAGUGCCACCGGUGCAGGUGGAGGCCAGAAAAAUCUGCACGGCAAAGCGGACGCCUGCUGUUGUGUGCCGCCCUCCAGUAUCGGGCGGUGGGAUGCCGGCUGUGUCCCACACCCUGCCUAAGGCYGGGGCAGGCUGUCUCUUCAACAGCCUGCAGCGGCGGGAGCAGGCCAGRGCAGAGCAGGCACGGCUGCUGACGCUCCAAGGCAUCAUGGGCGACAGUUCCCUACGGCCCACACCCGAGGAAUGCCACGGCCCCAGCAACACGUGGCCUCAAAAGUGUGGCCGGAGGAAGGGGGGGCYGGGGGCAGCUGCUGCUGGACGCCAGCAUGGGGAGCUGCUCCUCUAUGUCAGGAACCCGCUGGUGCAGGACAUYGAUGCUGAGUGCGGGGCAGCCCCCCAGAGCCCCUGCCUCCCGACCCUGAAAACCACGUGUCCCCACCUUUCCCUGGGCUCUGUGCUCAGCCUGGAGCUGCCGCGGGAUGCAGUGGUCCUGGGGUGCCACCGAGGGGCUGCGGCACGGCAGCAGGAGGCAGAGGGGCGGGAGCAGAGGCAGGGUCGAGGCGUGAAGCUGUGGAAGCCCACAGGCACACAUGGAGCUGGAUGGCAGGAAGAUGGGCACAGUCCCCAAGGGCCCAGCAAGAGGCUGGGCACAUCCCCCAAGAGCRAGCGAGGAGCAUGGUUCAAGGAGGUGAGCCUCAAGCCCAGCUACAGCCAGCAAAGGGCACGCUGUGCUGGGAAGGAGCACCGCAACCUGCAGAGCCCCAGCAGCACCAGUAAAGAGCUCCUGGACUUGAGGCCAAGCCAGCCGUCCCGUGUCAGUGUGGAGGAUGAGCUGGCCACCCGCUUUGGCCAGSACGACAGCCCCAGUGGCACUGGCAGGGCCAGGCAUCACAAAGCUGCUUGGCUGGAGCUUGGAUCAUCCCCUGCCAGCAUCCCAGGCAGGACGGGAGCCAUCCCCAGCCCCGCCUGCGCACAGCAGCCAGCCAGCAGCAGCCAGCACAGAAGGUCCCCAGCUUCCCCUGCUGCYCCCACCCAGCUCUCCAUCUUCGAGUGGGCACUGGGGUCUCCACAGCCCCAGAGCCCUGUGCUGGGCGCUAAGGAAGUUUGCCACCCUGCCCACAGGCAGUUUGAGGAAGAGGAGGAGGAGCUGCAGGCCAUCUGGGAUGGGGCACACGAGCGACGGGCACAGAGCCCGCCAGGAAGCGGCUGUGCCACUCACYGGACAGACAGCGGGGCAGACAGCUUGCCCAGCCCCAGCACCACUGCUGGUGGGCCCCUCAUMCUCUCAUCAGCCAACAACGUGCUAGUGGCCAAAUUCACCCUUCCCACCACUGCCCAUCUGCUCCGCAGCCCGUCAGGAGACAAGAGCCCCGGGGUAGUGCACAGUGGCAGUGGCAGCCCCAGUGGGAUCAGGGUUUCCUCCCCCCGUGUGGAGGAGCUGGUGUCUGCAGCCCCCCUGGAUGGCUCCAGCGCCUGGGAUCAGCGGAGGCAUGGGCAGGAGGAGAGAGAGAACAGCAAGGUCCUUCCCAGUAAAAUGGAGUUUCAGAUGAUGGAGGGGACGCUGGAAAGGAAGCACGUAUUGCAGACAGGAGGGAGAAAGGCCAACUGCCGGGCCUGGGGCCUCUUCCACGCCGUGCUGAUGAGGCAGACGCUGUGCUUCUACCAGGACCGGAGGGACAGCCUCAAGAGCUCCGUGGUGGCCCUUCCCCUGAACCUCUCCGGGGCGGUCUGCACCCCAGAUGCCGAGUACACCAAGAAGACCAACUGCUUCAGGCUUCAGCUGCAGGAUGGCUCUGAGUAUCUCCUGAGAGCCCCCACCCAGCCCCUCAUGAAUGAAUGGGUCUCAAAGCUGCAGCAAAACUCAGGUUACCCUGAAGUGGAUUACUUCCAGGCAGCGGCACAGCACGUCGAGGGCAGUGGCGGAACAGGCAGUUUCAGCAAGGUGUCCAGCCCUGGGAGCUCCCACCUUCAGGGACAUCAUCAGGUCACGACAACCAAGAGCCAGGAGAUUGUGGUGUUACCCUGCUCAAGCACCUUAGUGCAGCGGCCUCUGGGCAGCCAGGAUGGCCCAACUGAUGGGACUGUGGCAGCAGCAGAGAAUGCUCAAAGGACUGCGCACAAGGAGCAGCAGUGGUCGCCCAGGGGGUCCCCCGGGCUGUGGGACAACAUCUGCCCUGAAGACGACUAUGGGCUGGUGGCCAACAAGAGGAGGUCCUACUCUUUCACCUCAGCCACCUACCAGAAGAUCACCCCGUUGGCCGUGCCCAAGGAGCCGCUGGAGGCCGGGAGCAGCUACUCCGUUACACUGUACAUUGGGGAGCAGGUGUCGGCCAUGCCCCGUGCACGCUGUCACUCCUUUGUGGCCCGAACGGCGAGUCCCCGGGACACRCUAGGGGAGAAGACUGCCAGCCCCCCUCGCACCAAGAACAAAUCCGUCUUCAAGAAGUUCUUUGGGAAGAAAGAGUGAGCCCCAGACAAGGGGGAAAAUUGCCCUCCUCUGCCUUUUAUCCUCCUCUUGGACCAUCCUGGCACGGUCUGUACUUCCAGCACGGGUUCACGUCUUGCUGCCUUCCCAGGAGGCUCUGCCAAGUGGCUCUGCUUCAGCCAGCCCUGGGGCUGCCCUCUGCCCCAGCCACUGCAGCCCCCAGCCUCAGCCUGGUGCUGAGCACCCCUCCUGCCCARUGCUCUCCCUGGGUGCUGCUGCCUAACCAGGCAUCCUGAUGACACACAGCACAAGCAGAAGGGCCUGGAUGGUGGUUUCUAUUAAAAAAUAAAUAGAUGCUGAGA